Molecule: messenger RNA, 2574 nt
Organism: Serinus canaria (Common canary)
Lineage: Eukaryota; Metazoa; Chordata; Aves; Passeriformes; Fringillidae
Gene: ISCA2
Product: iron-sulfur cluster assembly 2
Exons: 4
Coding region: 1651-2196 (181 amino acids)
Biological process (GO): iron-sulfur cluster assembly
Cellular component (GO): mitochondrion
Molecular function (GO): 4 iron, 4 sulfur cluster binding; iron ion binding; 2 iron, 2 sulfur cluster binding
Source: RefSeq, a predicted model, not a curated record
CCAAACCAAGACACCACAAACCAGAAUAAGAAGAAAAAAUCAAAACACUACCUUAAAAACAGAUCGUGUCUACCUAUCAGAAACAAGAUGACCAAGAAAAUCAGAACCCAAGAAGGAAGAAAAACUAGACUGUAACCCUAUUAAAAAAAAAAAAAAAAAAAAGCAACCAACCCUCCCUGUACCACAUAGCUGACUGAAGGAAAAAAUGGCCAGUGAUAAGAUGCAAGGGAAUAGCUGUUUUCCAUAGUUACUCCCACCUCCCCUUGUCACACCAAAAAGUUGUCCCCAGAACGAGUCUCUCCUCAGCACAGCAGAUUAUUAAUUAUAUUAACUGUGACUGACACUAGUUGGCCUUUUCCUCAUUCUUUCAGUCUGCAGUAAUCAUUUCAGCAAUGUCCCGAAGACCCUUGAAGCUGCUUGCCACACUUCUGUCACUUAACACCUUUCUGUCAUCUUAACAGUAAAAGUGAAGGGAACUCCAAAGUAACUGUCUGGUUUUUGGGGCUACAUCCAUUCUCCAAAAGGUGUUCACAGUGAAUACAGCCACAACAUGGAGAAAUGCAGCAAGAUCAAUCUCAUACACCCUACAGGAGUGAGAAAGAAAGCUAAUGAAAUAUGGAAAAAAAUCAGGUAUGAUCCCUCUAGAUCUCCCAGGAGGCUUUCAUUCCCUCUUCCAAAGUUAUCAGCUUUUGGGAUGCCACAUUGAUAGUAAUCGAGAAAACACCCCAAUAUGUUUUUAUUUAAACAUUCAGUGUUCCACUAUGCCUGAUGAGGAUUCAUCAGCUAUUGCAGGUGCCUGCAUUAGUACCACUCCUGCUGGUACCCUGCCUGUGGUACUUUCCUGGCUUUAUCCUAGCAUCAUUAGUGCUAACCCAAGAGUAGGCAAAAUUAAACAGCUCAAACCAGUCUUUAUCUACAUGCUCAGGGUGGAACAAAAAGCAAAAGCCCGUGGUUACAGAAGAAUCACUUUGCUUGGAGCAGGAUGGUGAGAAAGCAAACUGUGACAAGGUCCCGAAGUCUUCUGAUGGUAAAUCACCCCCUCCUGCUGGGAUGACAGGUUUUCUUCCACCAGUCUUUCACGCAGUCACUGUAUGACUCUCCACAGGCCUGGCUAGGGCUGAGGAACAGGAUUCCUCCCCCAGAAGCAAAUGAAGAACAAAGAGAUAAAAGACUCUUUUAACCACGUGCACUCCGUGAUUGACCGGCUAGGCCACUGUCACACGGCAAACGAUCAGGAGGAGCUGAAACCACCGUGGGACGGCAAGGAGCUCCGGGUGGCCGUAGGGGCCUGCCUGCAGCCGGGGGGGCCCUGCGGGGCCGAGGCUCCUGCCGCCCUUGCUGCGGUGGGAGGCGAGGGACAGUGUGGGUGUGAGGCUGAGCACAGCCGGCAGCGCUCAAAGCAGGGACGAUUGGCCGCUACCUGAUAAAGCACAGCAAAGCAGAAAAGCCGGAAUAAGGGUGAAACCCUAAAACCCAAGAGAGAACAGCAGCUUUGUGCCUUUGAGCGCCUGAAACGCGUUUCCCGAAGCUGAAGCCCAGCACUGCGCUGGAAGGGUCACCGCCACCGUACCGCCACCGCACCGCCACGGCCGCCCGGUGCCGCCCCGCUGUGGGCGCGGCGCUCCCGCCCGCCGCGGCCGCACUUCCGCCAUGGCGGCGGGGCGGGGCUGCGCUGGCAUGGCGGCGCCGGCGGCGCUUCGGCGGUGGUGGAUGUUGGUGCUGGGCGGCCGGACGAGCCGGUGCUCCGCUUCGCCGUGCCCAGGCCGAGUGAUCCCGAGGCCCCCGGCCGGGCCUGCCCGCCCAGCUGGCUCCCUGCUGCGCUGGGCGUCGUCCUUCUCCGAGCCGGGCCCGACGGAGAGCGGCCCCAGCGAAGGACAGAUCUUCCUCAGCGAGAGCUGCGUGAAGAGGCUGCUGGAGAUUGCACAAGGAUCAGAGUUUCUCAGGCUGCAGGUGGAAGGAGGUGGCUGCUCUGGCUUCCAGUACAAGUUUUCCUUGGACACAGUUAUCAAUCCUGAUGACAGGGUGUUUGAACAAGGUGGUGCCCGUGUGGUUGUGGAUGUGGACAGCCUGGCCUUUGUGAAAGGAUCCAUGGUGGAUUUCAGCCAAGAGCUGAUCCGAAGCUCCUUCCAGGUGGUGAGCAACCCCCAGGCAGAGAAGGGUUGCUCAUGUGGAACUUCCUUCUCUGUCAAAUUCUGACCGGACUUACCAUGGAUGGACACUGUUUGCAGACACUUUUGUCAGUCUCCAGAGGGUUUAUAUUUGUUCUUUUCCCUGCUGCUCCCUCUCAUCUCCCUUACCCUGUGACACAGCUGUUACACAGUACUGCAGCUGUGUGUAUGUUUGCACUGAGCCUGUCUCCAAGACUUAAUGGCCUUCCCUUCAGAAACGAUGAAGUAACCACGAGCAUGCACACAGGAGCAUCUUCGGUGUCUUGUGAACCACUGGCCAGGUGGUGCUGACUGGUCUGCCCUAUCCUGAUUGUGGAACUACUUAACUGUCUCUGCAAGAGAAGGCUGUAUAUAUAUGUGUGUGUGGUUAUUGAAAGGUCUUACUAAAAAAAGUCUAUGAGGUUGA